UGUGUUUACAACACUCUUGAAUAUAAACAUCAACUUCAGAAACAUUCGCAAAUAUGGAAUUUUUCUGGGCUCUGGCAUUUCUACUAAUAUACAGUAUAGAGAACACAAAUGGAAACUGUGAAGGAUCUUUAGAUUUGGAAAAUGGCCGUAUUUUUAAUACAGUGAAGAAUUUUGCGAUCUUUCGUUGCAAUCUCGGUUAUAUUUUGCAAGGAAAUACUUUUCACUCCUGCUAUCCAGAAGGUCGUCUUCGGGGUGAAAAACCAUUCUGUGCCAGGAGCGGCUGCGAAAAACUCAAGGAUCCUGAAAACGGACGAGUUCUUGAUAAUCCCUUGAAAGCGGAAGUCAUGUGCUUAGAUGGUUUUGUGCUGGUUGGAAGUCGCACUGCCUACUGUGAUGGAGAAAAGUGGAGUACUCAGCUGGGGUCCUGUCGAAGGAGCAAUCAUACGAAAGAUCACUCCUGUGACUUCGAGACCGAAGAUUUGUGUGGCUGGGAGGCGGAGGAGAGUGUCUGGUUAUCGUGGAAGCGGAUCAGCGUGGUGUCCGACUUUCAUGACGUAAGAACGGGACCCCGAUACGAUCACACUGUCGGCAACAGUUCAGGAGGACACUAUAUGCUCAUGGAAUCCCGAUACCAGUCUAAUGGCUACUACCAUUUGGUAUCGCCUAUCUAUCCGAAGUCCCUCUGUCUAAAGAACGCCUGCUGUUUCCGGUUCCACUAUUUUAUGUUCGGAGCAGGAGUGGAUCGGCUGGUGGUAUCCCUAAAACCCGUUUCGAUGCGAAUUGAGAACAUGUGGAACAGUACUAAAAAAUUUGAGGUGACCGGCUCUCAGGGAACCCACUGGCUGGAGCAAACAAUAACCAUCGACAAAAUGCAGGAGGAUUUUCAGGUGGUCUUCAUGGCCAAGGAUGCGAGGUACCAAUUCGGAGACAUUGCCAUCGAUGACGUCAAGCUAAUGACGGGCAGGGAGUGUGAAGUGGGUGGGUAUACCACAUCCACCGAAUCAACACCAUCACAAAUAACCAGCAGCGAAGAGCCAUUUGUCUAUGACAUGAUGAGCUGCACUGGUCGUUGUGGAUCCAAAAGUCCCGCGAUCCCACUAUUUUCCGAUGAGGGUAUCAUCUUGGGUUGUGGAUGUGAUGAUUCUUGUCUUCUGGACGACGAUUGUUGCCCUAAUUUUUUCAAAGAAUGCGUUAAGGAGCUGGACAUAGCACCAGAUGAUGAUCUAAGCUCACCAAAAUUAACAACCUCUUCACCAAGGCCAACAGCAACCUCCUUAAGAGUAAAAACAGAUUCUACAAAAACCACAAUGCAGAGUUCUAAGACACCAACGACUACGACGACUUCAACAACGCCCAGGACAACAACGAUUUUAACAACAUCAGAGACAACAAGUACAAGAAAAUUGAAUGCCACUUUAACCGGAAAAACAGCAACCAAAACGGUUUUUGCAAAAACAACCACACAAACAACUACAACAACAUUAAUUAGGAAACAGAUUGCAGAAACCGCCUCAUAUAAUCGGACAACGGAUGUUGAACUUCAAGGCCACAUGGAUAUAAGUAAUGGUAAUCCCAGCCCAGCCCUAAUAGUUCUCUACCUGCUCGUCGGCGUAGUCCUGGUGUUAGUAUUGGCCAAUGUCAAACAAGCCUGCAACAUCCUUUUUAAGAGAUCAAUACCUAACGAGAAGGUAGUCAGUUUCCAAAAGGCAUUUGGAACUGUAAAGAAAGCGAGGGGAUCGUCCCAGAAUCGGGAUAGCAUGGAUCAGCAUUUGUGCGAUACCUCUACCGAGGACUUGGAUUAUGAGGACAUAUGAUACUGUACGUAUUAAUGUCAGAGUAAGUGUUGAGUGAAAUAACAGAAACAAUGUUUGGGACUGAAAAAUUUAAGUAUACUACAUAAUAUUAUAGGGUGUGACACUGAAAUAUCUCUUACUUCAACAUAAGUUCCAUUCGGAUA
Drosophila subpulchrella is the source of this 1957-nucleotide messenger RNA. It is a transcript of the gene Sr-CII, whose product is annotated as meprin A subunit beta. Lineage: Eukaryota; Metazoa; Arthropoda; Insecta; Diptera; Drosophilidae. Gene Ontology annotation, biological process: nervous system development. The transcript is spliced from 4 exons. The record is from RefSeq and is a predicted model, not a curated record. Gene Ontology annotation, cellular component: membrane. The coding region runs from base 54 to 1814 and encodes 586 amino acids.